AGGUAACCAGACAAGAUGAUCUAGCUGGAGAAAAUUGUUUACAAUGGCGGCGUCAAGCAGCAGGCAUAAGGAAGAUGCUGUUGCAAAGCCAUUUUGUUUUGAUGUCAUUCUCAAUCCAUUUCUUAUCCACGCAAAUGGUCCUGAAGAAAAACUUAAAAACCAAGAGGCAGUGUACGAGUUUUUAAAAGACAUAACUACUCUGAAUACAUUGUUUGAAGCAAAACUAAAUGCGACAGUGGUGGAAGUAACUCCAGAACUAACACUAACACUGUCUGUAUCUUCUUUUGAACAGUUUUAUGAAAUAAAGCAAGCUAUUGACACUGGUGGUCUGGAAAAACUAUUUUUGCAAUAUGUUGUCCAUGGUUUAGAACUUGAUAUGCUUGAAAUAAGACUGGCUGAAAAAGAUGUAGCGAUGAAUGCCGAAACUCAUUUUGGAACACCAUCAGUGUAAGUA
Molecule: messenger RNA, 454 nt
Organism: Gigantopelta aegis
Lineage: Eukaryota; Metazoa; Mollusca; Gastropoda; Neomphalida; Peltospiridae
Exons: 2
Coding region: 44-451 (135 amino acids)
Source: RefSeq, a predicted model, not a curated record